UGAUGAUGAACCCAAAAUAUCAAUAAUCAUAUAAUCAUUAUUAUUCGAAAUAACGUCCGUUACUGAUCGAUUUGAUGAUGGCAUCAAAAAUUUUAAAUCCAACAAUCUAUGAAAUUCCUGAACGCAAUAAAAGCCCAAUAUUGGAUGUUUUGAAGGUAAUUUUUCGACAACAAUUCGGUGAUGUACCGUUUGAUAAUGAUGUGAAGGUUAAAUCAUUGAAAUUUCUCGAAAUUGGUAGUUGUUCCGGACAACAUUUAGCACAUUUUGCCCGUAAUUUUUCCGGUAUCGAAUUUCAACCAUCGGAUGUUGGUACAAGUUACUUUGAUUCGAUAAAUGCAUUUCGUCUUGGCUUAGGUGUUGAACCGCCCGAAAAACCAUUAGGAAAUGUUUAUGAACCAAUCGUAUUGGAUCUAACAUGGCCAACAUCUAAAUGGCCAAUUGCAGCCAAUUCUUAUGAUAUUAUCUAUUGCAGUAAUGUCGUCCAUAUAAGUCCAUGGCCAUGUUCGAUUGGUUUGUUUGCCGGUGCUAAACAUUGUCUAAAACAUUCAAAUGGAAUUCUUGUAAUGUAUGGACCAUUUGCAAUGGAUGGCUCAUUAGAACCACAAAGCAAUCGUGAUUUUGAUCAAUCAUUACGUCAACGUAAUCCAGAAUGGGGUAUUCGUGAUAUUUCCGAUCUGAAAAAAUUGGCACAACAAAAUGGACUGAUUUUGGAUCAAACAUAUGAUAUGCCAGCUAAUAAUAAGAUUUUAUUGUUUAAAUUUUUUAAAUCUGAUAUUUAGAUUCAUUUAAAAAUUAUGAAUUUUAUUUCUA
Molecule: messenger RNA, 810 nt
Organism: Dermatophagoides farinae (American house dust mite)
Lineage: Eukaryota; Metazoa; Arthropoda; Arachnida; Sarcoptiformes; Pyroglyphidae
Product: methyltransferase-like 26
Source: RefSeq, a predicted model, not a curated record